Guillardia theta CCMP2712 is the source of this 1260-nucleotide messenger RNA. RefSeq lists its product as hypothetical. The record is from RefSeq and is a predicted model, not a curated record. The coding region runs from base 1 to 1260 and encodes 419 amino acids. The transcript is spliced from 5 exons. NCBI's taxonomy places the organism in Eukaryota, Cryptophyceae, Pyrenomonadales, Geminigeraceae.
AUGUUGGCUGCAGGCGAGUCAAGGAGGGUGCGGGUUUCUCUGCUCCAGUCCUCGCUGUUCCACAUCAAAGGAGGAUCACCCGAGGAGCGGAAGGAGAGUCUUCGCAGCAUCUUGUCCCUCCUCCAUGGGCCGGCAGCAGUCAGGAGCCAGGUAGCAUGGGAUCUUGGACAGCUAGGAGGUCAUCACGUGCUGCUGCUGCUGAUGGAGUCGACGGAGGAUGAGGAGGAACGAGACCUGUGUGCAGAGGCGACGGACAUGUGCGCUCAAGUCUGCCAUCGCUUCCCCAUGAAGGCGACGCCAUUGAUGGAGGAGAACGGGAUGGAAGACAGCCUGGGAUGUGAGCUGCUAGUCACCAGCAGCCUGAACGCUACAGGGACUCCCCUCAAGAUCCUGCUGAGGAGGAGGGCGGCCAAGGGAGGAGCGUCUGAGAGGUGCCCCGAGCGAAAGAUCAGCAACAUGCUGUGGUCAGGCAGUGUUGUGCUACUACGAUACCUGCAAGUAUUUCCUGAGAUCCUGAGAUGUUGUUGUAGACGGCGAGGAGGGGGAACAAGAGCAGGAGGAGCAGGAGGAGCAGGGGGGCGUGGUGGAGGGGUACUGUCAGUUCUGGAGCUUGGGGCGGGGCUGGGAGCAGGAGGGAUCGGGUUUGCUCUUCUCGCGCGGCAGCUGAAAGUUCGUAGUGAUGUUGAGAUCACAGAUUGUGACGCAGGCGCGGUGGAGAUGAUUUGGUCCUCGCUCAGGCUCAACGAACUGAUCAAUGGCGAUGAGGUGGAGGGAGGGAGAGAGGGGGAGAGAGGAGGGGAGAGAGGGGGGGAGAGAGAGGAGGAGAGAGGAGGAGAUGGAAUGGUUGAUGAGGAGGCAGAGGAGGAGGAGGCAAGUACAGACAGUAGAGCUAGGGUUCGCUGCAAUGCCUUUGUGUUGGAUUGGGAUAAGUUAGAGGACUCAGAAGUUGAUGGGCGGACUUUCGACCUGAUCAUCGGAGCAGAGAUCAUACACGAGAUUCCUCAUGCGCAAGGAGUCUUCAAUGCUUUGAGGAGACUUCUUGCAAAACGGGGGCAAGCAGUCGUCGUCAACGCUGCUCCUUACCACAGGUACGGAGGACAAGAAUUCGAGGAUCUUCUACGAGGAGCACAAGACAUGGUGGUGGAAAUUUCUCCAGUCGCGGAGGAGUUGACUGCGGAUCUCGAAGCUCUUCGAGAGAAGAUGCUUGAGCUGCGUUUGUAUCGCAUCCGGUGGAAGGAGGACGGAGACAACAGUCGCUGA